Molecule: messenger RNA, 1578 nt
Organism: Diaporthe amygdali
Lineage: Eukaryota; Fungi; Ascomycota; Sordariomycetes; Diaporthales; Diaporthaceae
Exons: 4
Coding region: 1-1578 (525 amino acids)
Molecular function (GO): iron ion binding; monooxygenase activity; oxidoreductase activity, acting on paired donors, with incorporation or reduction of molecular oxygen
Source: RefSeq, a predicted model, not a curated record
AUGUUUGGGUAUAGCAACACGCAAUUUGAAUUCCCAUAUUCUCUGCUACUCUGCAGAGCAGAUGUCUUUAGUAACCCCUGGGCAGCUCUUGCCGCAACAGCUCUUGUAUACUUUUCCAGUGUUAUUUUCUACCGACUGGUCCUACAUCCUCUCGCAAAAUUCCCCGGACCAAAAUUGGCGGCCAUUACACGUUACUAUGAGGGGUACUACGAUGUGAUACUCAAUGGCCAGUACACGUUUAAGAUUGCUCAGAUGCACCAUCAAUACGGGCCCAUCGUCAGAAUCAGCCCCUACGAGCUCCACAUCAACGACUCGGCGUACUAUGAGAAGCUCUACCGCCAGGAUGGUCAGUGGAACAAGUAUGCCUGGUCCUACGACGCCUUCGGAGCGCCAAUGUGUUCGGUUUGCACAGUGGACCAUGAGAUGCACAAGCGCCGUCGUGCUCCCCUUAAUCCUUUCUUCUCGAAGGCCAAUGUCGCCGCCCAGCAGGAUAUGAUCCAGAGGUUCGCAAACAAGCUCUGCGACCGCAUCACUCAGUUCGAAGGGGCCGCAGUGAACAUUUCCGCUGCUAUCGGUGCUUUCACAAGGGACGUUGCCAUGCAGUUUGUGCUUUUCAAGGAUUAUCAAAACCUAGAUCAUGAGAACUUCAAUGCAGACAUGAUGAACUUUCUUCAGGCCUCAGGCGCAAUAUGGCGCGUCACCAAGCAUGUUCGAUGGAUCGGACCGUUGAUGAAGUCGCUUCCCAUGCACUGGAUCGAGAAGGUAGGCGAUGCUGGAACUAAGGCCUUCUUCGGCUUCAUGAAGGAUAGUCUGCAAAUAACCAAAACCAUCGUGGCGACACCAUCGUCAAAACAAGCCGAUAGUAAUCCAGGCCCAUCUCAUCGGACCAUCUUACACGGCAUCAUGGACUCCAACCUCCCACCAGCCGAGAAAACGGUUGAACGACUCAACGACGAGGUCAGUACCGUUACUGGAGCUGCCUUCGAGACGUCCGCGCAGACCAUACGCUUGAUACUGUACUACUUGUACAGCGACCAUGUUAUGCUGCAACGGCUGCGGACUGAGCUGGCCCAGGCGAGGAACCAGCAGGGCAGUAAGGAAGAUAUUCCUCUGUCCGUCCUCGAACAGUUGCCUUUCCUGACCGGGGUCGUUUGUGAAGGCCUGCGACUGAGUCCAGGGCUGGCAACUCGCCUGGCACGUGUGGCUCCGGACCGUGAUUUAUUCUACGACCAGUGGCGCAUUCCGUCGGGGACCCCAGUGGGCAUGACUGUCCUCUUGAUGCACUUGAAUGAGACUCUAUAUCCACAACCAAGGCUUUUCAACCCCGAUAGGUGGUGUGGUGACAGGAAGAGAUCGGACAAGACAUUUUCACCAUUUUCCAGGGGCACGAGGAUCUGUUUGGGCAUGAAUCUCGCCUGGGCUGAGAUAUACAUUAUCAUAGCAACCCUGGUCCAGCGCCUCGACCUGGAGCUGGUCGGUGCUGGACCCAAAGAUGUUGAAUGUGCUAGUGAUCAGUUCAUCAUUGGCAUAGCAGACCAGACUGGUAUCAAAAGCAUUGUCAAGAGACGCUUAGUUUGA